Messenger RNA from Hippocampus comes (tiger tail seahorse), 4658 nucleotides. RefSeq names its product zinc fingers and homeoboxes protein 2-like. Gene Ontology annotation, biological process: regulation of transcription by RNA polymerase II. The transcript is spliced from 3 exons. Gene Ontology annotation, molecular function: DNA-binding transcription factor activity, RNA polymerase II-specific; DNA binding. Gene Ontology annotation, cellular component: nucleus. The coding region runs from base 714 to 3164 and encodes 816 amino acids. The record is from RefSeq and is a predicted model, not a curated record. NCBI's taxonomy places the organism in Eukaryota, Metazoa, Chordata, Actinopteri, Syngnathiformes, Syngnathidae.
AGCAAGACGGACACUUGGGCAACUUGUCGCUCCUCUGUUCGGGUCUAUUUGAACCAAGUGGUAGUCGCAAAAGUCAACUUUGAAGCGCGGCCGCCGUUCGACCGCAGGCUAGGUUCGGUUCGGUUCGGCUUGGCUCGACGACGGAGCCGAAAGUGUCAGGAGUGGGGCGAGAGUUGUGUCGUCACGCCGUCGCGAGCUCCGCCGCCGCCUUUCCUCGACUCGGGGGGCAACUUUGGACGCCCCCCCCCCCUUUCCACCCCAGCUGGUCUAGUGAAAGUGCAUCCCGAAUGUUAGCCGUUAGCCGGCUAGCUUCUGGCUGAAGAGAAGGCUAACUUGUUUAGCUUGCCCGAGCCGCUCCGGUUCUGCUCGGGUUGUCUUGCCCGGCCGAGUUUGCGGGCUCGCUCGAGUGCUUGUCGUCCGCCGCCGCCGCCGCCGCCUCCCCCUCCUGAAAGUCAGCGUUUGACGACGCUAAGCUAGCAUCAGACGCCGGGGUCAUCCGAGGUCUGCAACGAGCCCCCGGAAAAGCCCCGGUCAGCUGACAUUCCACGGCCGGCGCCAAUGCGAAGCGGGGCCCGGGCCGCCGCUCGACCGCCCCCGCCCUCUUUGUCGCACUCGGGACCCUCCCCGGCCCGGCCGUCGCAGUCCAUGAGAAGCGCUCGAGCGGCGCGCCUCGCCGACGCCGGUCCCUCCUGGUCAUCGCCCUGAAGGUCGCUAUGCCCGCUCGCAGAAAGUCCUCCGCCCCCUGCGUGGUCCAAUUGCUCGGACCGAGUGAGCCCGAGGCGGUGCCGGACGUGGACAUUUUCGACGUGGAAAUGUUGUGGCAGGACAGUCCGACGGACGGAACCGAGCCUGACGCGAACAGCGAUGGCCCGCAGAAUGCCCAUCGUCCGGACCAGGAAAACCUCCGCCCUGAGCCAUUGGAGGAAGAGCGGUCAAGCGAACGAGGCGAGCGGGGAAAGGACGUGGCGCCCUCUGAGCGCGAGGCUCAGCAGAAGGAGUCCAAAGGCUACGAGUGCAAGUGUUGCCCGUUCCGCUGUCCGAACCUGACAGACUUGAAAGAGCACGUGGACUCCAGCCACCCCAACGUGAUUCUCAAUCCGCUGUACCGCUGCGCUGCCUGCGACUUUGACGCCAAAAAGUUUGAGCUUCUCACAGAGCACAACGAGAGCCUUCACCCCCACGAGAGCAACUUCAAAUUCAAGAGGAUCGAGAGGAACAACCGGACCGUCUUGGAGCAGACGAUCCGAUCGCAGGGCCGUCCCGGUCCCGAAGAACGCGGCGCACGUGAGGCUUCGGCAUUCCCGCCUUGCUUCUUUACUGCGGCGAAGUCGCCCGACCCCAUCGAGGGUCUCUGUGGCGGCGGCCGAGGCUCAGAGCGGCAGGAUCGGAUCGCCGCGCUCAACAUCAACGGCACCGUCAUCAUUCCCGAGCCCUCCGUUCUCCAAGACCCGUCCCACGUCACCCCUGUGCUCCGGCGCCCGCCCAACUACCACUGCCAACCCAAAAUAGCCGUUCCUCUGAACAGCAGCAAAUAUAACCCGUCCUUGGACCACAACCCGACUCUGAUGGCCUCCUUCCACAAGUUCCCCUACCCGACGCACUCCGAGCUGUCCUGGCUGACGGCCGCUUCCAAGCACCCGGAGGAGCAAAUCAAAGUUUGGUUCACCACCCAGCGACUCAAGCACGGAAUCACGUGGUCCCCGGAGGAGGUGGAGGAGGCCAGGAAGAAGAUGUUCAACGGUUCCGUACCGGCGGCCCAUCACACGCUCGCGACCCGGCCGACCCCCGCCGAGCAUCGCUUCCAAAGUGUCGCAUCAGCUCCAAACCCGGCUGCCGGAGUCUCCGCGGGCCCCGCUCACGCGCCGAAACGAUCCCUGGUGGCUCACGGCGGUCCUGAGUCCAAGCGAGCCGUCAUGGCGGUGGCCCCCAGUCAAGGAGACCCCAAAGACAAGGCGCCCAACGCUCCCUCUCAACCGGAGUGCCGUUCCUCGGCCGCACCGGGAGGAGUUCCCCCUUUCGCAACGGAGAUGAAGUCGCCCGCCGUUGUGCCUGUAGUGGCCUCGUCCUCGUCGUUGUCGUGCGCCAAGGGGAAGCUUCCCUCUUUGCUAGGAAACCCCAAAACCAAACCGGUGGUCUCGCUGCCCUCCAUGGUCUUUCCCGAGUCCUUAACGAGGCCGACCAUCGCGCCGCCCCCCGUCUUUGCCCCGCCGUUUAAAAGCUCAUUACUUCUGCCCCGACUUUCCAAAGAGAAGCUUUGUAGCCCUCUGCCGGCCGCUAAUGUGACCUUCCCCGAUUUGCCUUCGCCCGUCAGCCCUGCGGUCAGGAGGCCCGCCGUCAUCCGGCCAGCACCCGCUCCGGCCAAGGUCCCCGCCGGCAUUGCACGAGAAGAAGAGCGCAGCGCCGGCGAGGCGGGCGCUUUGCACGCGGCCGCCGACGGCAUGGGUGGGACGCCCUCUGAGGAGGUGGCGCUCGGGAUGGCGGAGGGCGGCGAGCUUCCGGUUGUCGAUUCGCAGCGGCGCUCCCCGACGCUCACGCAGUUCCCGCUGCUGGAAAGGAUGCGGGGCAAGACGGCGGAGCAGCUGAAGAUCCUGGAAGAGCAUUUCCUGAGGAACGGCUUUCUCUCGCAAAGCGACGUGGACCGGCUGGCCCUCGCCGCCGGUCUGUCCCGUCGGGAAAUCGACGGCUGGUUUGCGGAGCGCCGGGCCCUGCGGGAUAACUUGGAACUGGCCCUCCUCAACUCGAUGGGAGCAAAGAAGACCGAGGCCGAUAAAGACGCAACUCCGCCCCUUAAUGGGAUUCACCAGCCGAGCUUGAGCGCGCCGGGUGGCAAAAGUGGCUCCGGGCCGCCGCCCCGCUCCGUUCAAAGUUCCCACUCGCCGGCGCUUCUGAAGGAGCGUUUUGCUCAAACCGAAGGGGUCGCCACUCUGUCGGAGGUUUGGCCCGGAUUGGCCGGUGUGGAUGUGGCGCGCUGGUUCUGCGACCGCCGUUCCACACCGCAUGCGCAACUUUUCCAUCGUGGCGGAGGCGCGGGGCCCCCGGAGAAAAGUGCCGCGUCGAGCCCCGGCGAGCGCUGCCGGGAAGGCGGCGCCGAGCGUCUGGAGGCGGAGCCGGGCUGGGCGCCGCAUGCCGAGCUGCAAGACCGCCUCGCUGGCAGGUGCGAAUGACAACGUUGGUCUUUUUCAUCUCCCGCCGGACACGUCGAGAAGGACGCCGUGUUGCGAUCAUCCCCUCCUCCCUGUCUCCGCUCGCCAAAGGAUGAUUGACAGGAGGCGCGUCCCCACAACGAUUGCUACGCUUAGCUGGUGCGGCUAACGCGCGCUAACGCCUUCUCUCAGGUUGUCUUGCUUUCAUGGGUGGGGUUGGCAGCCAUUUUGAUUCCCCAUGUGCUGAUUGAUGCUGACUUUGGGACUUUUUUGGGGGGGGGGGGUCGUCAUCAUGGAGAAUGAACGACAACACCAUUGGCAAUUCCCCCUUUCUACUUGCUGGAAGUCGCCACUCACGUGUGUGUGUGGGUGUGUGUCAUUGUGAGAAAUUCUUUUGUUUUCCACUGGCCUGCAUCCACUGGUUUGCAAACAAAAGAAUGCUGCACACACACUGCUUGGCAACACUUGAGUCAGUUGUGAGCGGUGCCUGGACUUUCGUCUGCCACUCCCCUGCUGAGAAAGGGGUGGGGGGGGGGGGGUUCCUCCACACAAGAUCAGACGAAAGAAAAAAAGGAAAGGACUUUUUUGAAGGGUGCAUCGGUGAAAUGCUGUUUGGUUGUCACGUUUGGGCCAUCCAGCUUGCCGCUGUGUCCUCACGCGACAUGUCACGUGUGGUGUCCAUGCUCCACUUGUUUGCUUUGCUGCCACUUGAGAACAUCCUCGACAAGCGGCCCAAAGGACACCUGAAAAAGGUCCUUCUGCUUCAACCGCACAAGUCCGCACACCGCACGUACUUUGGCGUCGGGAUGCACCGAUAGCCAUACGUCUGCGCCGGUACCGCGACAACCAUACUGCUUGACCAAGCCGCCGUCUUAUAUUCCGCCUGCUUGGAGCAUGCGCUGUGGCACGUAUUUCAUUUCUGUCUUUGAAAAGUCCGCUAGCGCCGCAGAGAACGGAUGCGUUUUUGUCUUUUGAUGUGGACCAUUUGAAAAGCCGAGUAGCAAACCUUUUUCAAUGAGCUUUUCAUUUAGCUUCAAGCGUUUAGCCUCCGACCGUCGCAAUAUGAUGGCGGUGCGUUGAUUCAUGAAGUGCAUCUUUGUCACUGUUGCGACACGUAAUGUGACGGCAAUUUGCUCUCACCGCGCACUAAAUUCGAGGACAAAUAGCGGUUGUCAUCUUCGCCCUCCCCAAGAAGGGAUAUCGGUGCAUCCCUACUUUUGUGUCCUUUGACUCGAUGAAUGUCAAAUUCCCCUCAGUUGCCGUCACGCGUCGGCUUGACUUUCUGAUGGGACGCCAUGAAUGUUGAUGCUAAGUUAACGCACACGUGCUAAUUAGCACCUGAUUCCUAUCAGCUAGCUUUUGGACCAGGCCACGCCCAUUCCUCUCACAGCACGCAGACACUCCGCUGCUUCUAUGAGCCAACCUUUUUGUCUCAGACAUCACUUUUGGCUCACGUUUGUGUUUUCGGGUCAGAGUCAUGUGAUGUCCUUCAAUAAAGCGCUUUUUACACCGCCA